This is a messenger RNA of Vitrella brassicaformis, 3033 nucleotides long. Lineage: Eukaryota; Vitrellaceae. The record is from the annotation of a GenBank genome assembly.
GCCGCUCGCAGAGGGGUUUACAUGAACUCGUGAUGGACAUGUAUGUGUCUCCAUGAAUCGGUUCGGACUUGUGUCUCAUUCAUCACUCACGGCAGGCCAAUUCUAUCAUCCCAUUCGACAGAUCCUUGACUGAAAAGCCGAGAGUCUCGAUUUCCGUCCUGUAGUAAUCAUGACAUGCACCACACGUUCUCUCAGUGCUGAGGAUCACACUGAACCCAUACCUGAGCUUGUCAGCUGCUUGGUAGUCUUUGACUGAUUUCGCCUUAGCCCUCUCCUCGACAAGGAGCAAUAUCUCAGCUGGAAAACCUGCAGGCGGUGCAGGUUUUCCGACACACGCGGAUGGUUUUGUCUGCUCUGCUCUCUUUGCCCAUCCCAUUCUCUCCCCCUCCGCCCUCACCUUCCAGCAUCUCAGGCAGGUCCACUCUGGGGUCGAGACGUAUUGUCUCGCUUGUCUCCCCUUCGGAGGUGCCGUCCUCUGGGGCCCCACCCCACUCCACUGGAUCGUACCACAGGCCAAAGACGCUGUCCAUCCGGUCCAGGGCGCUGCUCACACCCUUGAGACCUUCGCCAAGCAGAGCGCCUUGACAUUCCUGCAGCGCCCUCUCACAGGUAGCGAUGAGUUUGAACAUGGCUGCAAAGGCCCUGCACACAGGAAGCAUGAAGUCCAUUGAUUCCUCUCUGCCCCGUGCGUGCAGCUCUGAGCAGUCUACACGUACCUGGGUGUGUUCAAGUCGUCAAGCAGAUGGGCCUCGAAAUCGUUGACGCACUCGCUGCUCGCAUUUAUGAGCUGAGCGUUCCAGUCGCCACUGGGCAGGUCCUGGAGGUGUGGGGCCUCCUGCGCCGCCGCUGCCUUGAGCCGCCUCCUGAAGGCGUCAAGACGCCGCACGCUAUUCCUGGCCGAUUGCAACGCAGCUGCAGAGAAGUUCAGCGGUCUCCUGUAGGCACACACGGACAUGUCUGUGAAGCCACACGUGUCCAGGUAUGUCGCCCCGGAGUGUGUUGACAUGUCGCGCAUGUACCUGUAGUUAGAUCCGACGACAAGGAAUCGGAAUGCCCGUACAUCGUCUUUGGUGGGACAGCACUGUCUGAGUGUGAGGAAGUUUCUCUUGGACUUGGACAUUUUCUCCUGGUUGAUGUUGACAAAGCCAUUGUGCACCCAGUAGCGGCAAAAGGGCUGGCCACUCGCACCUUCAGACUGGGCGAUCUCGUUCUCGUGAUGCGGGAAGAUCAAAUCGAUCCCACCUAAUCAAUGACACAAAGGGAGAGAGGGAGGGAGGGAGGGAGGGACAAUGAGUCAGGUAAUAAGAGCAGGGAGCGAGGGGAGGGGACUUGGCGCUGGUGUGGAUGUGGCGUGCACGCGCUAGGCACCUACCGGCAUGGAUGUCGAUGGUGUCCCCCAGGAGCGCUUUUGCCAUGGCACUGCACUCAAUGUGCCAACCAGGACGACCACGGCCCCACGGGCUCUGAACGAGCAGACAACGGACCACGCAUAAGGGCAACACAACAGAUCGUCACCAAUCACUCCCAUCCAUCGUUCGCGUCUUUGUCUUCGAGGUCACUCACUGGCUGGUUGUUUACUUACAUUCCACCAGACGUCUCCGUCCUCCUCUUUGUAUGCCUUCCACAGGGCGAAAUCCUCCGCCUCCACUUUGCCAGUCCCGGCAGCAUCAGCAUGGUCCGACGCGACCUCCUCAGACUCCUCAGACGCUGACCCAUCCCUCUCCCCACCACCCGCACGGAUGCCGCUCAGAAACCGACGGUCGGUCAGCACACCAUAUCUGUCCAUCAAAGCAAGCAAGCCACCCACCCACAAAAGCCGACAGAUAGAUCCAUUUAUUGGAUGGGUGUGUGAGUCAAUCGGCGAGUGUACGUACGAACCUCUCGCAUUUCGACACGUUGAAGUAGACCGAGGCGGCGGGCAGCUCGAUUGCCCCCUGCUGGCGUGGCUGCUCCUGUGCUGUGUAUGCUAGACCGUUGUCGAUGAGGGUCUGGAUCAUCGCCUGCAUCUGAGGGAUGUAGUCACUUGCGCGGGGGUAGUGGGUCGCAGGCAGAACAUUCAACGCCUGACGCCGCCCGCCACAGAGAGACAGACACGACACGACACGACACGACACGACAUACACGACACAACGAAGGAGCUGAGCUGCCUACCCCCGGCGUCGGCCCACCCGUGCUUGACUUACUGUGAUCGGCAGAUGCCUGCCUGCUUACCUUGAUGUCCUGGAAGAACAAUUGCGUGUAUGUGUUGGUGAGCUCGGUCCGCGACACGCCCUCAUCGCGCAUUCUCUGAAUGAUCUUGUCAUCGACGUCCGUCAAAUUACACACGUGCACUACAGUAUACCUGCAGGUAAACGGCCGCACGUCCAUCCAUUCAUUCAUUCAUUCAUUCAUUCAUUCAGCCAACAAAGGGAGGGAGGUCAGGCCCGUAUGUAUGCGUUGUGUGUGUAGUCAUUCAUUCACGUUGUGGGCUGGGCUAUCUACCUAUCUGCCUACCCAAGGUAGAUGAGGAAACGCUUGAGCAGGUCAUAGGUGAGGAAGGCGCGGAAGUUGCCAAUGUGGGCCGCGUCGUAGACUGUCGGGCCACACGAGUAGAAGCGAACUACCCGCUCACUGUCCAGCGGUGCAGCGCUUGACGAGGGCAUGCCGGCAUCGAACGACCGCUUUGUCCGCUCGCCCGUGUCAAACAGCCGGAAGCGACGGUCCGCACUGCCAAUGGAUGAACCUGACACUGUUGAAAGGCCGCCUCGCGAAGAUGAUGGGUGUUGAGGACCUCUGAAGCUGAUGAGCUGCGGGUGACUGGAAGCCCAACCCAUUAGUAGUGGAGUGAAGGCAUUUGCCGCACAGCAAACGCUGAAGAACGCGAGUGCGGUGACGGACGGCGAAUGACGUGUGGCAUUCAUUCAUCUCAUUGCCUGCACACAGACCCAAGGAACUCAGGAAAGAAAAGGAUUCAUGAAUUCGAAGAUCACCUCCUGCGAUUGAAGAUCCAGGUCAUUCUGCGAUGUGAGAGCGCUGUGCUCAGCGGGGAAUCCC